Brenthis ino (lesser marbled fritillary) is the source of this 252-nucleotide messenger RNA. Lineage: Eukaryota; Metazoa; Arthropoda; Insecta; Lepidoptera; Nymphalidae. The record is from the annotation of a GenBank genome assembly.
AUGAGUCGAGUGCGGCCCCGCCUCUCUGUCAUAACCGUGUACCUGGUGCGCGCGCGGCCGCCCGCCGCCCGCCGCCUCGCGCUCAGUCCCGCUUCAGAUGGCGAGAGGAGCGGCCGGCCGCACCUCGGGUACGUUAGCUCCGCGCACUCCGACCACGACUCCGUACGACAGAGCCGAGUAGCCCGCGAGUGUCCCUCACCGAGCCGCCAGCUCGGCCGCUACGCCGCUGGCAAGCCUGCCAUGCGCCGGCUC